This is a messenger RNA of Aureococcus anophagefferens, 1161 nucleotides long. RefSeq lists its product as hypothetical. Bases 1 to 1161 code for a protein of 386 amino acids. NCBI's taxonomy places the organism in Eukaryota, Pelagophyceae, Pelagomonadales, Pelagomonadaceae. Gene Ontology annotation, biological process: S-adenosylmethionine biosynthetic process. The record is from RefSeq and is a predicted model, not a curated record. Gene Ontology annotation, molecular function: methionine adenosyltransferase activity; ATP binding. The transcript has a single exon. Gene Ontology annotation, cellular component: cytosol.
AUGUUCACGUCCGAGUCCGUCAACGAGGGCCACCCCGACAAGCUCGCGGACCAGGUGAGCGACGCCAUCGUCGACGCCUGCUUCGCCCAGGACCCGACGUCCCGCGUCGCCUGCGAGACGUGCACGGGCACGGGGUUCGUCAUGAUCUUCGGGGAGAUCACGACGGACGCGCAGUUCGACUACGAGGCCGUCGUCCGGGAGACGAUCAAGGGCAUCGGCUUCGACGCGCCGGAGAAGGGCCUGGACUACAAGACGUGCCUCGUCAUGAACCGCCUCCACGCCCAGUCGCCGGAGAUCGGCAACGCCGUCGGCAAGGACCGCGCGGCGACGCCGCCCGAGGAGAUCGGCGCGGGCGACCAGGGCCACAUGUUCGGCUACGCGACGGACGAGACGCCGGAGCUCAUGCCCCUGACCCACUCGCUAGCCACGGGCCUCGGCUACCAGCUCACGGUCGUGCGCAAGAACGGCACGCUGCCCCUCCUCCGCCCGGACGGCAAGACGCAGGUGACCAUCGAGUACGAGAAGAAGGGCGGCUUCCUCAAGCCCCUGCGCGUGCACACGAUCGUCAUCUCGACGCAGCACGACCCGGCCUACACGCAGGCCCAGCUCAAGGCGGACCUCAUGGAGCACGUCAUCAAGCCCCUCGUGCCGCCGGACAUGCUCGACGACAAGACGAUCUACCACAUCAACCCGUCGGGCCUCUUCACCAUCGGCGGGCCCGAGGGCGACGGCGGCCUCACGGGCCGCAAGAUCAUCAUCGACACCUACGGCGGCUGGGGCGCCCACGGCGGCGGCGCGUUCUCGGGCAAGGACCCGACGAAGGUCGACCGGUCCGCGGCCUACUACUGCCGCUGGAUCGCCAAGUCCGUCGUCGCCGCGGGGCUCGCGAGCCGCGCCAUCGUCCAGGUCUCCUACGCCAUCGGCGUCGCCGAGCCCCUCUCCGUCUUCGUCGACACCUACGGCACGGGCACGAAGCCCGACCCGGAGAUCCUCAAGAUCAUCCACGACAACUUCGACAUGCGCGCGGGCAUGCUCGUCCGCGAGCUCGACAUGCUCAAGCCCAAGUACAAGAAGACGGCGGCCUACGGCCACUUCGGCAACUGCGCCCGCGGCAACGACCCGGACUUCACCUGGGAGGUGCCCAAGAAGCUCAAGUACUAG